AUGAAUGAGGCUGCGCUCAUCAUUAUUGGCAGGUUCCGACGAGCGUCGGGCGCGAAGAGGGUUUGGUGUGAAAAGCUCGAAGGUGCGACGAAAUGCGACUUUGCGGCGAAGUGGGUGCAAAGCGGGGAUGUUGGACCACACGGACUAGCGAGAGGCCGUCGGAGAGGAAAGGAGUGUCAUUCCUGGUGGCAGAAGAUGCGCACGCAGGGCCGUGAGAUGAACAACGAUGCUCGAGGGACGAUUGAUGGCGGCGGAGGAGAUGGCCGACGAGGAGGCGAGGCCAGUCGCGGCGGAGCGAGUUGA
Penicillium daleae is the source of this 303-nucleotide messenger RNA. RefSeq lists its product as uncharacterized. Lineage: Eukaryota; Fungi; Ascomycota; Eurotiomycetes; Eurotiales; Aspergillaceae. The record is from RefSeq and is a predicted model, not a curated record. The transcript has a single exon. Bases 1 to 303 code for a protein of 100 amino acids.